CCAAGCCUCCGCCCCUUAGCCCCCGCCCCCAGCUGCCAGUCCCCAGCAGCUCAGUCCUGCAGUGAGAGUCUUGGGAGUCCAUAGCUAAGCACCAGGAGCUGAGCACUGCCCGCUGUGCCUGCCUGCAAGUCUGACAUGGCUCAGGAGAAAAUGGAGCUGGACUUUGAGCCUAACACAGCUGAUGGGGGAACCCUGAGGAGAUCCAGCAGUGCUCCCCUAAUCCAUGGACUCAGUGAUCUUUCACAGGUUUUUCAACCUUACACGAGAACUCGGAGGAAUAGUACAACGAUUAUGAGCAGUCACAGCUUGGAAGAAGGCCUGGAUAUGAUGAACAGAGAAACUGCACAUGAAAGGGAAAUGCAAUCGGCAAUGCAGAUAAGCCAAUCUUGGGAUGAGAGCUUGAGCCUGAGUGAUAGUGAUUUUGACAAGCAGGAGAAAUUAUAUUCUCCUAAGAGAAUUGACUUCACUCCAGUUUCUCCAGCACCUUCGCCCACCAGGGGAUUUGGAAAGAUGUUUGUGAGCAGCAGUGGAUUGCCAUCAAGUCCAGUUCCCAGUUCAAGACGAUUUUCAAGGAGAAGUCAGAGUCCAGUCAAGUGCAUUAGACCCAGUGCUCUUGGUCCUCUUAAAAGAAAAGGUGAAAUGGAGACGGAAAGUCAGCCCAAGAGACUCUUUCAAGGCACUACCAAUAUGCUGUCUCCGGAGGCCGCGCAACUGUCUGAUCUCAGUUCAUGUUCAGAUAUUUUGGAUGGCAGUAGUAGCAGCAGUGGCUUAUCCUCAGACCCGCUGGCUAAAGGCAGCGCUACCGCAGAGUCUCCAGUAGCAUGCUCCAAUUCAUGUUCUUCGUUCAUCUUGAUGGAUGAUCUCUCACCCAAGUGACUUAACCAUUUCUGAUUCAGCGUUUUAACUGCUGUUUCCUACAUAAAAUGUUCAGUGGGGAACGCAGAGAACUUUGAUCCAUAAUGAGGAUUAAAGUUUUACAGAUUUCACCCAUUCUGAUGCUAUUAGUACUCUUUGGCAUCUCUUUCCUCCAAAGUUCAAUUUUGUGAGCCUAGUGACCUUACUAAUACCUGGUUUUGCUGAUCUCAUUUUGAAUUUAGUGACUAAAUCUCAAAUGCUCAUUUUUGAUUACUUAGAGGAAUUUUUUUUUUUCUUAGUGCCUCAAAGAACACCUAUUUUGAGUCUAUACGUUUAAGGAAGGCACUGAUGUGUGUUAUCUUGAAUGAUCCUUUUCCCCAGCAGUGAUAUGACAGAUAUGAUCAGAAAUUCUCUUGCUUGAGAGAUUUUUUGUUGUUGUUGUUGUUCUCUGUUGACUACAUAUUUGCAAAUCUCUCUCUCUUUAUUUCAUGAUAGUAUAUAAAUUGCUUUUGAUUAUAUUAAAUUUUUAUUUUUCUGCAUCA
This is a messenger RNA of Saimiri boliviensis boliviensis (Bolivian squirrel monkey), 1397 nucleotides long. RefSeq names its product PABIR family member 2 (gene PABIR2). Gene Ontology annotation, molecular function: protein serine/threonine phosphatase inhibitor activity. Lineage: Eukaryota; Metazoa; Chordata; Mammalia; Primates; Cebidae. The record is from RefSeq and is a predicted model, not a curated record.